CAUGAUGCCCUUCGGCGCGAUACAAACUGCCUUCUUGCGCUUAAGGAGUGUUUCCCAUUUAAACAAACACUGCUGAAGAUGGCGGAGAGUUAAGAGUGAGGGAAAAAAAGGAACUGCUGAGCUGUGAGGAAUAUACCGAAACUGGUGCUGAUAUGUGCUCAAGAUGAGCGGCCUGGGAGACAACUCCUUAGAGCAGCUGUGCUCUGACCGGAAACGCAAGCUCUCCACCUGCGAGACACCUGGCCUGGGAUGCGACAAGCGCCGGAGGGAGCAGGAGAGCAAGUACAUCGAGGAACUGGCCGAGCUGAUCUCAGCCAACCUCGGUGACAUCGACAGCUUCAACGUGAAACCGGACAAGUGCGCCAUCCUCCGGGAAACGGUGCGGCAGAUCCGGCAGAUCAAAGAACAAGGAAAAACCUGCUCUAGCGAUGAUGACGUCCAGAAGGCCGACGUCUCUUCCACAGGCCAGGGAGUCAUCGACAAGGACCACCUGGGGCCGCUUCUGCUGCAGGCUUUGGAUGGCUUUCUUUUCGUGGUCAACCGGGAGGGGAGUGUGGUGUUUGUGUCAGACAAUGUGACUCAGUACCUGCAGUUCAAGCAGGAGGAGCUGAUUGGCACUACCGUCUACAACAUCCUCCACCAGGACGACCGUGAGGAAUUCCACAAGAACCUGCCCAAGUCCAAUGCGAACGGCGUGUCCUGGGCAGGUGAAGCCCCCCGGCAGAAAAGCCACACCUUCAACUGCCGCAUGCUGGUGAAAUACAGUCACGGCCCCCCCGAGCAGGGCCCAGAGAGUCCCCCCCGGUAUGAGACCAUGCAGUGCUUUGCCCUCAGUCAGCCCCGUGCCAUGAUGGAGGAGGGGGAAGACCUGCAGUCCUGCAUGAUCUGCGUGGCGCGCCGCAUCACUGCGGUGGAGCGUUCAGACACCUUCGAGACCCGGCAUGAACUUUCAGGCAAUCUGGUCCAUAUUUCCCCUGGCACUCUGCGGACCUCGAUGCGACCCGGCUGGGACGACGUUCUGCGCCAGUGCCUCCAGCUGUUCCUGUACCACAGCGAAGGCCAGCCAUGGUCCAACAAGCGCCACUAUCAUGAAGCAUACAUGCAAGGUCAGGCAGAGACCCCAACGUAUCGCUUCACCUUGGCUGAUGGUACCAUGGUAGCAGCGCGAACCAAGAGUGUUUUAUGUCGCAAUCAGAUGACCAGUGAGCCACAAGGCUUCAUCUCUACCCACAUGCUGCACCGGGAGCAGAAUGGCUACCGCUCUGGACAGACUGCCAUGAGGCCACAGGGCAUGGGAAAUGCCAACACAGAGACCCAGGUGAACAUGCCCCCUGUAGCCGGCCCUGGCAUGAGUAUGAACCGGGGCUACGGCAUGAACGAGGGCCAGAUGGGCGGAGUCAUGUACGGCAGUGGUGGAAACCGGAUGAUGCAGAUGAAUCAGAUGAAUCAAAUGUCGCAGAUGAAUCAGAUGCCCCAGAUGAAUCAAAUGAACCAGAUGAAUCAAAUGAAUCAGAUGAACUCAAUGAGUCAGAUGAAUCACAUGAAUCACAUGAGCCAGAUGAACUCAAUGAAUCCCAUGAACACCAUGAACCAGAUGAACUCGGUGAACCCCGCCAGUCAGAUGAAUCUGAUGAAUCAGAUGACUCCGAUGAGUAAGAUGAACCAAGCCGGCAUGUCGCAGCAUCAGCUGCCCCCCUUUCCAGGUGGGGGGUAUGGCUUAGGCAUGAACAGCCCCUCCCAAAGCAGCCCUAGUAUGAGUGCUCCCCAGCCCAGCCUGAUGAUGUCCCCAAGAAUGCGUGGAAGCCCCAAAACUGGAGCCAGCCAGUUCUCGCCAGGAGGCCCGGGCAGCACUGGUGGUUCGGGUGGCUUCUCCAGCAGCUCCCUCAACGCCCUCCAGGCCAUCAGCGAGGGGGUGGGCAGCUCGUCACUGACCCCACCCACCCACAGGCACGAUGGUUCACCUGGCACCAGCGCCUCCCCUCCGCAGCAGAGCCGGGCUUCCAGGAGCCCCGAACCACACCCCAGUGCCCCAACGCCCCCCCCUGGGCCCGACGGCCAGGCGGCCCAGCACCGGGAGGCCAGUGAGGCAGCACCAGCCGGUGCUGAAGCUCCAGCCAGGCGGCUGCCGGACAGCAAGGGCCAUCGAAAACUGUUGCAGCUCCUCACCUCCCCUACUGAGGAUCUCAGCAUGACAGGAGCUGCAAGCCCCCCCUCUGCCUCAGUGUCCUCCUCCUCUUCAGCUGGGGCUGGGCCGCCGGGUCAAGGUGGCACCUCCUCUUCCUCCUCUGCCGCCACCACUGGCCCUUCUGCCCACUUUAACCACCCCCUGCAGGAGAAGCAUAAAAUUCUCCACAAGCUGCUCCAAAAUGGGAACACCCCAGAUGAGGUGGCCAGGAUCACCGCUGAGGCCACGGGAAAGGCCAUGGGUGCGCAGGAGCCGGGGGGAGCAGAGUCGGGGCAGGGAGGCGUGGGUGGGGUGGGAGGUGUGAAACAGCAGGAGCAGCACAGCCCUAAGAAGGAGAAGCCCCAUGUGCUGCUGCACUACCUCCUCAAGGACGACUCCAAAAAGAUCGAGCCCAAGCCCAAGAUGGAGGAGCUGGAGAACAAGGCCGGCCCGGAGGGCCCGGAGGGCAAGAUCAAGGCUGAACCUCCUGAUGAGUUGGAGUCCAUCCUGGGCGGCCUUGGAGGGUCCGGCUCUGGCUUCUUCCCAGAGACCUCUGGAGGGGGCAGUGAAGGAGGGGGCAAGCAGGCCAGCUGCACAGACAACAGCCACGAUGCCAGGAGUCCGAGUAUGGUCUCAGGGUCUCGAGCUCCAUUCCAGAGAGCCCUGUCUAUGGAUGCAAAGCCCGCCACAGGCGCAGGUCUGCCGGGUCGCCGUAGCGCCCCCUGUCCCGUACCCAUCAAGCAGGAGAGUGCAGAUGGUGUGGGCUCGAUGGGCGGGGCUGAUGGUUUCCCCGGCAACGCAGGAUUGAUGAGCAGGGGGAUGGGGGGUCCCCAGCGAUCACCCAUGGGGUCCUCAGUGGACUGGGGCAUGCCGCCAUCUAGUGGCAGUCCAGUGGGUUCUGCUGGUCACCCAUCCAUGCAACGACCUGGCAUGGAUUACACCCCCAAGGGCAUGAUGGGAGGAGGGCCCCUGGUCGGACGGUCCAACAGUGUUCCUGCCACCCGCUCAAUGCUGCAGCAGCAGCUGAUGGACAUUGGUAUGUGGUCUGUGUGUGUGUGUGUGUGUGUGUGUGUGUGUGUGUGUGUG
Molecule: messenger RNA, 3250 nt
Organism: Paramormyrops kingsleyae
Lineage: Eukaryota; Metazoa; Chordata; Actinopteri; Osteoglossiformes; Mormyridae
Source: RefSeq, a predicted model, not a curated record